UCCCACUCAUUUUAACCCACAACCCAAAAAAAUUUUAAAAAAUUAUAAACGAAAAAAGAAAAAAUGGAGUCCUCAAAAAUUUACUCCCUCUUCCUACUUUGCAUGCUUUUCCUCUCCACCGCCACACCCAUUUUCGGCUGCGGCGCCUGCGGCAACCCGCCACCCAAAAAGGUCAAACCCGGCUCCGGUUCCAAGUCCCCUAAAGGAGGCCCCAUUGGCCUUCCACCCAUUUCCCUCCCCCCCAUCGUUAAACCGCCCAUCGACCUCCCUCCCGUCGUAAAACCGCCAAUUUCCCUCCCCCCCAUCGUCAAACCGCCUGUCGACCUCCCACCCCUCCCUCCCGUUACCCUUCCUCCAGUCACCGUCCCUCCAGUUCUCACAAAGCCAUCUCCGGCGUCGAAGCCCUGCCCCCCUUCAGGGAAAGAGACCUGCCCAAUUGACACUCUGAAAUUGGGCGCAUGUGUGGAUCUUCUGGGCGGGCUGGUGCACAUUGGGCUAGGAGACCCUGCAGUGAACGAAUGCUGCCCGGUACUCUCAGGGCUGGCUGAGGUGGAAGCGGCGGUUUGCCUUUGCACUACCCUUAAAAUUAAGGCUCUUAGCCUUAACAUCUAUGUUCCCAUUGCCCUUCAGCUCCUUAUCAGCUGUGGGAAGACCCCUCCCCCUGGCUACACUUGCUCCCUUUAGAACAACAAAAACCAGGUCUGAUUGAUGGUAUCCAAAUGGAGUCGACAUGAGAGGAUGUCGAGUCAAAUCUUUGUCUCUUUUUUAUUUUAUUUUAUUUUAUUUUUAUUUUUGGAUUUAAUUUUAAUUUUCUGUAAUGGAAUUGCCGAUGUUGUAAACAAUUUAAUUUUAAAUUGUGAUCAUUGUUGUUAGGUUGUGUU
Molecule: messenger RNA, 881 nt
Organism: Cucurbita maxima (winter squash)
Lineage: Eukaryota; Viridiplantae; Streptophyta; Magnoliopsida; Cucurbitales; Cucurbitaceae
Product: 36.4 kDa proline-rich protein-like
Exons: 2
Coding region: 64-684 (206 amino acids)
Source: RefSeq, a predicted model, not a curated record